Molecule: messenger RNA, 1505 nt
Organism: Triticum dicoccoides
Lineage: Eukaryota; Viridiplantae; Streptophyta; Magnoliopsida; Poales; Poaceae
Exons: 2
Coding region: 135-986 (283 amino acids)
Source: RefSeq, a predicted model, not a curated record
CACAAACGCCGCGAAGAACCACGCGAACCGAACCACCCACGCCCUGCCUCACCUCACACCACCAGGGAAGUGGAGAGGAGGCGGCGAAACACAAGAGAAACCGCAGCCGCCACCGGGAAGCAGCCGGCAGGGCAAUGGGCAACAGCAUCGGCGGCCGGCGCAAGGGCGCCAAGGUGAUGCAGCUGGACGGCACCGCCUUCAGGGUGAAGCCGCCGGCGUACGCGGGCGCGGUGCUGCGCGACCACCCGGGCUUCCAGCUGCUCGAGUCGGAGCAGGUCAAGCUGCUCGGCGUCCGCGCGCGCCCGCUCGACCACGACGCGCUGCUCCGCCCGGGCCGCCUCUAUUUCCUCGUCGCGCUACCCCGCCCCACCGUGCCCCCGCGCCGCGCCUGGUCCGGCGCUCUCCACGUCGGCGCGCGCGAGAGGCUCGAGUCGCUCAUGCUCACGCGCCGCUCCACCUCCGACCUCUCCUUCCCGACCGCGCCGGCCUCCCCGAUGUCCACCGCCUCCGAGGGCGGGCCGGUCCAGCUCAGGAUGCGCCUGCCCAAGGCGCAGCUCGCCAAGCUUAUGGGCGAGAGCCGGGACGCCGCCGAGGCGGCCGCUAAGAUUAUGCAGCUCUGCGCCGCCAACGGUGGGAACGGCGCUGUGACGCCGGAGCGGAGCCCGCGGUUCCUACCGACGGCGGACUGGGGCACUGGUGGGUUCGCGCAGACGCCAGAGCGGAACCCACGGUUCGUGCCGACGCCGGACUGGGGCGCCGGCAGGUUCGCGCAGACCCCAGAGCGGAGUCCCAGGUUCGCCGUAACGCCCGAGUGGGGUGCCAGGUUCAUGAUGCAGACACCGGAGAGGGGUGCAGAGACGGCGAAGACGCCGGAUAGGUGGUCUGCUCUACCCCGCACGCCGGAGUAUGCAUCAGCGGACGUCAAGGCCAGCCGCAAGGAGAAGCGAACGCGGUUCGUGGCCUUGCCGGAUGAGAUCAUAGCAUGAUGACUUUUCAUCUACAUGAAGCGAGAGAGCUGGUUACUGUCUGCAGCACCGCAAGCAUGUUGAUGGCCUCUUCAGAUUCAGAGUGUGGACAACUCACCCGUGGAACGAUAGGGUUAGUGGUUUCAUGGACAGUAACUCCGCCUCGUGGAACAUCCAGAAGCUGCAAGAAGUCGAGGUGCUCUGGAGUACCUCGUCCCCAUGGGACAAGGUGAUUUGUGGGCAUGCUUUUUCGACAAAAAAGGCACGUUCACUAUUCAUUCAGCGUACAAUAUGCUGGUGAGUAUCAAAACCAAGCUCGGAUACUAGGAAGCAAGUGAAGAAUUGGGCGAAUAUGUGGCAAUACUUUGGAGGCAACCCAACUCAUUGGGGCAUUCGCUUGUGGACUGCACCAUGGCGAAGUGCGUAUGGGUGCUCGUAGAUGAAGACUAGAACAUCGAUGGUGUGCAUUGUCCGUGCCGGUCUAUUGUACAGUAAAUAUAUAAAUACAAGAUACAAGAAACAUAUUAAAAUUUGCACAAA